AUGGACUCCCCUGUUUGGUUCAUCACCGGUGCCUCCUCUGGUUUCGGUCUUGCCAUUGCCAAAGAUGCCCUCGCCCGCGGCCAUCGGGUCAUCGCCACAGCUCGCAACCCAUCCAAGCUCUCCGAGCUCGCCUCUGCCGGUGCCGACAUCCUGGCCCUCGACGUCACCGCCGACGAGGCCAUGGUCACGGACAUGGUGAACAAGGCAUUUGCCCUCCACGGCAAGGUCACCCACGUCGUCAACUCGGCCGGCUACAUCCUCGACGGCACCAUCGAGGAAGCCAGCGCGCAGGAGGUCUUUGACAACUACAACACCAACGUCUUCGGCACCCUCAAGGUCUGCCGUGCCGCGGCCCCGCACCUCCGCGCCCAGGGCUUCGGCGUCGUCGUCAACAUGGGCAGCGUCGGCAGCUGGGCCGGCGGCGCGGCCGUCUCGAUCUACUGCUCCACCAAGGCCGCCGUCAGCAUCAUCACCGAGGGCUUCGCCCAAGAGAUGAAGCCAUUCGGCGUCGACGUCUGCAUCCUCGAGCCGGGCUACUUCCGCACCGGGUUCCUCAACGCCGGGGCCCGCACCACUGCCGAGCAUGUCGUCGACGCGUACAGCGUCGGCGCGGCGGGCGAGUACAAGAAGCUGCUUGAGAUGGCCAACAACAACCAGCCUGGUGACCCGAUCAAGGGGGCCCGCGUGGCGGUGGAUGUGAUGACCAAGUCCGGUGCUGCUGAGGGCCGGGAGAUCCCCGAAAGGUUGCUCUUGGGCACCGACUGUCUUGCCGGCGUUCGCGCAAAGUGUAAGGACACGUUGGCUUUGUUGGAUGAGCGGGAGUCCAUCUCUGGUUCUACCGACUUCUAG
This is a messenger RNA of Colletotrichum graminicola M1.001, 849 nucleotides long. Its product is annotated as short chain dehydrogenase. Lineage: Eukaryota; Fungi; Ascomycota; Sordariomycetes; Glomerellales; Glomerellaceae. Gene Ontology annotation, molecular function: oxidoreductase activity. Bases 1 to 849 code for a protein of 282 amino acids. The transcript has a single exon. The record is from RefSeq and is a predicted model, not a curated record.